UGGAUUCCCGACUUCCGCGGGACGGGCAGUGGCAUCUGCAUCCUCGGGUUCGGGCUCGGCCAAGCGUUCUGGACCUUCUUCAUCAACGCGAUUCUCGACGCCUUUGCCGCGCCGCUCGACGUCAUCUUUUGGCUCGUCCUCGCGCUGCUGACGCCGCAGCUUGGGCUCUGCACGCUGCUGCUGCGGACGCCGCCGGCCUCGUUUGUCAUCCACGGCCACGACAUGCACGGCAUUCCGAUCGAGCGCGCACCGAACACCAACGUUGUCCAGGACGAGUACCUCAAGAUCGGUAUGACGCUCGUCAACUUCAACCUCGUGGACCGGUCCGCGACGUCGGCGCAGCAUACGACAUCGGCGGCCGUCGAAGGCACGGAGCGGCACUACUACGAGCAAGUGAAGGCGCUCUCGCUGGUGCAGUGCAUCUUUUCCACCGACUUUCUCUGCCUCUGCGUCGCGUUCGCCGCCAACUCGACGAUCGGCCUCACGUUUGUCUCGAUCGCGUCGCCCACAAAUCGCACCGACCCGACCAUCGCGCUCUACAACAUCUCUCGCGACGACGCCGCGCACCUCGUCACGGUCGGGUCGGUCGUCGGCUUUGCUGGCCGGCUCCUCGUGCCGAUGCUCUCGGACGUCAUCAUCCGCGUCUUCUACGCCAACCCGGCCUUCGCGCGCAAGAUUGUGUUCGUCUUGCUGCUCGCGGUCCAGAGCGUCACGCUGCCGAUCUUUGCCAACCGGUUCGACUCGUACAGUGCGUUCCAGUGGCUCAUCUGCACGGUCAAGGUUGUCAGCGGCGGCGGCAGCGCGCUCAUCGCGUGCUUCCUUACCGACAUGUACGGCGUCUACAACAUGGGCACGAUGUACGGACUCAUCUUGACGAGCUGGUCCUUGGGCCUUCUGCUUGUGAAAGCGCUCGUGACUGACGUCCUUGGGCCGAGCCAGCUCCGGGGGUACUGGGUCCUCUCGCUCGUCGGGCUCGUGCUCAUGGUGUUUGUGCGCACCGUCUCGAUCGACCGAUUCUACCACGGCUAUCAGUUCUCGAUGUUUGGCCGGAUCUUAGUCCAGAUCCCGUUCCGAACGCCUAACACGCAGUGGCGUAAGACGACGACGGACCAAGACGUGGUCAUACUCACGCCCAACCGCGGCUCGUUCUUCAUGUGGAGCUCGGACUCGGAGCGCAGCGGCCACGACAUCCGCGACAUUUAACCCACUACUCCAUAGUACACUUAAUUAUAUUACCGCAA
This is a messenger RNA of Saprolegnia parasitica CBS 223.65, 1241 nucleotides long. RefSeq lists its product as hypothetical. NCBI's taxonomy places the organism in Eukaryota, Oomycota, Saprolegniomycetes, Saprolegniales, Saprolegniaceae. The record is from RefSeq and is a predicted model, not a curated record. The coding region runs from base 223 to 1203 and encodes 326 amino acids. The transcript has a single exon.